UGCUUGUCCGAUGGAAAGGGACAAAGUUUUGAAUGAUUUGGAGUUGGGGAUGGGGCAGUAGUUGUCACCAAGGCUGUGGAGAACCCUUUUUCACAACCUUGACAGAUGAGAAAAGGGACAGAGGGAGGGGUCAGAAGAGUUCUCCUAGAACACCGAAGGGUUUCAGAUUCCUGGUCACUUGAACUCUCCUACGUUCAGUUUGUCCCUUUAACGUCACUUCCGGUUACAGGCGGACACGUCCUAAACUUGUGGCGCGAGCUGGGGAUUCUGCAGCGAAUACACCAGGAUCAAUAUGCAUAGAGUUCGUAACGUGAAAAAAUCUUUUAAGCCUCAGACUUCUUGUGUGACAAGUGAAUAUGAAAAACAGCUGGAUUAUUUGCCUGAUAAGCUAAGAGCAAAGCUGCUUCCUUUCCAGAAAGAUGGCAUCACUUUUGCCCUUAGAAGAGAUGGCAGGUGUAUGGUCGCUGAUGAAAUGGGUCUAGGAAAGACAAUCCAGGCAAUUGCAAUUGCUUACUUUUAUAAAGAGGAGUGGCCUCUUUUAAUAGUGGUCCCUUCAUCUCUGAGGUACCCUUGGAUAGAAGAAAUAGAAAAAUGGAUUCCAGAGCUAGGUCCAGAAGAAAUCAUUGUUAUUCAAAAUAAAGCUGAUGUUGGGAGACUAUCGACCAGCAAAGUGACAGUUCUGGGUUAUGGUCUUUUAACUACAGAUGCAAAGACUUUGAUAGAUGCAUUAAAUAAUCAGAACUUCAAAGUGAUUAUAGUGGAUGAAUCACACUAUAUGAAGUCCAGAAAUGCAGCCCGCAGCAAGAUUCUGUUGCCAUUAGUACAGAAAGCCAGACGAGCCAUUCUUCUUACAGGAACUCCAGCUUUGGGAAGGCCUGAAGAGCUUUUCAUGCAGAUCGAAGCUCUCUUUCCACAAAAGUUUGGAACAUGGACCGACUAUUCCAAGAGAUAUUGUAAUGCACAUAUCAGAUAUUUUGGUAAAAGACCUCAGUGGGAUUGUAGAGGGGCAUCAAAUCUUAAUGAACUUCAUCAGCUAUUAAGUGACAUAAUGAUUAGAAGAUUAAAGACUGAAGUUUUAACCCAGCUGCCGCCUAAAAUCAGGCAGCGUAUUCCAUUUGAUCUUCCAGCAGCAGCAGCUAAGGAAUUGAAUACCAGUUUUGAAGAGUGGGAGAGACUAAUGAGAGCUCUAAAUUCAGGUGCCACUGAGACUGGUAGCCCCUUUUUUCAAGUCAUGGGGUUGAUGACUCGCAUGUUUAAACAAACUGCUGUCGCCAAGGCAGGUGCUGUAAAGGAUUAUAUUAAGAUGAUGCUUCAGAACGAGUCACUUAAAUUUCUGGUUUUCGCUCACCAUUUAAGCAUGCUCCAAGCUUGCACAGAGGCAGUCAUAGAAAGCAAGACUCGUUAUGUUAGAAUAGAUGGAAGUGUUCCAUCUUCAGAAAGAAUACAUCUAGUUAAUCAGUUUCAGAAGGAUCCUGAUACUCGCGUGGCUAUCCUAAGCAUUCAGGCUGCUGGCCAGGGUUUAACAUUUACUGCUGCAACUCACGUUGUAUUUGCUGAGUUGUACUGGGACCCUGGACAUAUAAAACAAGCAGAAGACCGUGUUCAUCGAAUUGGACAGUGCAGUUCUGUGAAUAUUCACUACCUCAUUGCAAAUGGGACUCUAGACACGCUUAUGUGGGGGAUGUUGAAUCGUAAGGCUCAGGUUACAGGGAGCACACUGAAUGGUAGGAAGGAACGACUUCAGGCUGAGGAAGGUGAAAAGGAAAAAUGGGAUUUUCUGCAGUUUGCUGAAGCUUGGACUCCAAAUGAAAGUUCUGAAGAGCUCAAAAAUGAAGUUUUUUUCACUCAUUUCGAAAAAGAAAAACAGCAUGAUAUUCGAUCAUUCUUUUUACCAAAACUGAAGAAAAGACAGUUGAUGACCUCCUGUGAUGAACCAAGGAUAUUCCAGGAGAAAAAUACUGUAGAGGCAUCAGAUCCUAGAAAAAAAGCUGCAAGCAAUAACACUGAAUAUGAAAGUGAUAUUGAACCUGAAGCUAAAAGAUUGAAAUCGGUUGCUGUCCAGGAUUGCUGCAGUCCCCCAGAGGAGAAACCAUUCCAGCCCAGGCAAACCAAAGCUCCACUCAUGGAAGGUGCCCCUGAGGCCAAGUCUCAGCCAGCUGCCCCAUCCCUUCCUGGAAAGGGCUGGCAGUGUGGUUUUUGCACCUAUAUCAAUAAUUCAGUGUUACCAUAUUGUGAAAUGUGUGAGAACCCUCAAGGCAGUGCUGAUAGCCUCAUCCAGACCCAGGGUAAAAGCAAAUGUGGAAAGGAUGAUUCUCAGAAAGACACCUCCAGAGAAGUUGGAACUAACCCUGACUGUGAAAAACAAGUCCGUGCACCGUCAGCACCUGAAUUGUUGCCUGAGAACAAGGAAGAGCCAUCAGAAAUUGAAAGGGAAGAUGGACUCACUCCCCAGCCAAGUAAUGAACAGUUGAAGAGUUCAGCGACUUUGCCAGUAUAUGAUAUCUUAAUGUUUUGUGGAAGUAAGAAUACUGACCGAAUUCAUCUCUAUACUAAGGAUGGAAAACCGAUGAACUGUAAUUUCAUUCCUUUGGAUAUAAAAUUAGACCUUUGGGAAGAUUUACCAGCAAACUUCCAGCUGAAACAAAAUCGCUCACUGAUUUUGAGGUUUGUUCGUGAAUGGAGUAGUCUAACUGCCAUGAAGCAAAGGAUUAUCAGGAAAAGUGGUCAGCUGUUCUGUAGCCCAAUUCUUGCUUUUGAAGAGAUCACAAAGCAACAAACCAGACAAAAUAGUACCAAAAGAUACAUAACCAAAGAAGAUGUUGCUGCUGCCUCAGUGGACAAAGUGAAGAAUGAUGGGGGCCAUGUCCGUCUGAUCACAAAGGAAUCUAGGGACCCUUCUGCAAAAAAGUUUCUUGGAGCUGAAGCCUGUGUCCCAUUUCUAAAUCCCUGCACAGCCCAAGCUGAUCUCACUGCGAACCCUUCUACUUCCAAGGGCUAUUUGCAAGCUGUGGAUAAUGAAGGGAAUCCACUUUGCCUUCUCUGUCAGCAACCCACUUGCCAAACUAACCAAGAGUGUAAAGUGAACGCUUGGGAUUCACGGUUUUGCUCUCUGAAAUGUCAGGAAGAGUUUUGGAUUCGAUCUAAUAACAGUUACCUGCGAGCCAAAGUAUUUGAAACUGAGCAUGGUGUGUGUCAGUUAUGUAAUUUGAAUGCACAAGAACUCUUUUUACGUCUGAGAGAUGCCCCUAAAAGUCAGAGGAAGAAUCUUCUGGAUAUUACCUGGACCUCAAAGCUCUCACUAGAACAGCUCAAUGAAAUGAUAAGAAACCCGGUAGAAGGCCAUUUCUGGCAGGUGGAUCACAUCAAGCCAGUCUACAGUGGAGGAGGACAGUGUUCCCUGGACAACCUUCAGACACUCUGUACUGUCUGCCACAAAGAGCGAACUGCCAGACAAGCCAAAGAAAGAAGCCAGGUGAGAAGACAAUCUCUGGCAUCAAAGCACGGAUCAGACAUCACACGAUUUUUGGUAAAGAUGUAAAGUGUAAAAGUAUGUGAAUGGAUGACAAAUGGUUUACGUGUGGAGGAAUUUAACACAAACCUUUUUUCAUAUGUGUCUAAUUUUGUAACAGUGAAAAUUUUCAGGACAAAAAUCAAGAAGUCAACUUCUGUUUCUAUAUUAAGCAUUUUUUAUGCUAAAAAAUAGCUUUUGAAAGUACUUAACAGAAACUGAGAUGCAAUGCUAAAUAUUUCUGUAUCUUGUUGAUUUCAUGCAGACUCUCAAUUAUGUUUCAGCAAUGUUUUGUUAAGCCUACAUUUUCCCCUAAUAUACCUUAAUCACUGUUAUUAUGCAUAGAUAUUGUAUUUGAAAAGUAUACUUUCAAGUACCUGAAAAAUGCUGCUGAAUUAGUAUUGGUUCUGGACUAUUAUAGUUAUAAAUGGAGCAUUGCAUAACUGUAAGGGAAAUUUUGUGGGCAAGUCAUCAUUAUUCAGGAAUUCUGGGCCAAGCCUGACCAGCCUGCUUAGUAUGCAAGAGAGACGCUUGUUCACUAAAUGCUUCCAGAGUGGGCUUGGGGUACACAUUUGGGGUUGUUGCCUUUUUUGCUUUAUUUCUUAGCCAGCCAUCUUUAUUGAAAAGAUGCUUUUGAAAAUACGCUAAUUGUACUUAUGGUGUUUUUGGAUGAUUUGGGGGUUCUGGGUAAAGUAAUUGUUAAAACUAUUAAAAAACUGAAAACAUAAAGUGUAAAAUGACGUUUAAGCUUCAUUUUAUAGGGUUUACUGUCAAAGCAUCCUUUAUCCUCUGGUUAUCAUUUUCUGAUUUUAAAAUCCUGUUUUAUUAAAAGUGUGUUUCUGAUACCUCUUUUAAAAGAAUGAUGAUGGCAAAACACUUUACAGUACAAUAUGAUCAGAUGGAUACACACAUCAAAAAAUACAAUGGUAAAAUUAAAAAGUAAGUGUUAUUUUUUACCCUGAAGAGCUCAAGAAUGUUGAUUUCUUUGACAUAUCAUUUACAGUGUUUUUCAUACCAAAAAAAGAAAUAGAAGAGUGAUAAUAAGACAAAGCCAGGGCAUAACCCUGCACUGUGUCAGAAUCAUGAGAGUGAAGUGGCAGAAC
This is a messenger RNA of Trichechus manatus latirostris (Florida manatee), 4611 nucleotides long. RefSeq names its product zinc finger RANBP2-type containing 3 (gene ZRANB3). Gene Ontology annotation, molecular function: nucleic acid binding; ATP binding; endonuclease activity. The record is from RefSeq and is a predicted model, not a curated record. Gene Ontology annotation, biological process: DNA repair; replication fork processing. Bases 293 to 3538 code for a protein of 1081 amino acids. NCBI's taxonomy places the organism in Eukaryota, Metazoa, Chordata, Mammalia, Sirenia, Trichechidae. The transcript is spliced from 21 exons.